Messenger RNA from Brassica napus (rape), 1561 nucleotides. RefSeq lists its product as uncharacterized. NCBI's taxonomy places the organism in Eukaryota, Viridiplantae, Streptophyta, Magnoliopsida, Brassicales, Brassicaceae. The coding region runs from base 824 to 1219 and encodes 131 amino acids. The record is from RefSeq and is a predicted model, not a curated record. The transcript has 4 exons.
UAACUUUAAACUAACAUAUCCAAAUUUGGUUACAAAUAAUUAUAUAAAAAUGUUUGAUCAUAAACCUGUCGAGGUCCAUUCCAGCAUUGUAUAUUUUGCUUGUUCUCUUCUGCUAAUGCCAACAUCAUCUAACUGUUUGUUUCUCCACCGUUACUCCUUUAGUCGUUUUAAGCAAGGAUUAUGAAAAGUAUCCCAAAGAUAAUGUGCAGAAUAUAUAGUACUACUACAAUAAGUUGUUGGAUCGUAGGGAUUUGAGACACCUUAUUACACCGUAAUGAUUAUUUAGUAGUAUAUAAUAAAAUUGAGUGUGAUUGGGAAAGCUGGCGUAAAUAAGAAGAAAUAAAAGUAGCGUAAGGGCAUCUUUAUCGGGGGUGUCUAACCCCUGUCUCUUAUGUUAAUUGCCAAUUUAAAAAAAAAAAUAGAAAAGGAGCAAAACACAUCGCUUAAACAAGCCACGGUAGGGACGUCGCUUAGAGACAGGUGUCGAAAGAAGACUGGGCGAAGGAGAGAUGGUGUUUCGGCCUUCUCGGGUUCUCUCUUGCGUGAUGUUUUGCCUCGACGAAAUCGUGUCUCUCUCUCUCUCGAAACCUCUCCGCGGUGGAUCGGAUCUUCUCCGGCUCGUCUCUCUCGGUUGAUCACGCCGGCGAUCUAGGUCUCCUCGGCGUUCUACCUCUCUCGAUUCUCCUCGCUGAGGAACCCUUUGGGCUUCUCUCUCUCGAUUCCCCUGGUCCGUCGGUGGUCUCUUCUCCGGCUCUUCUUCCUCGGUGGCUCUCGUCAGCGUUGUCUCUCUUCUUGGCGGUGUAUCUCUCUCGAUUCCUCUCCUAUGGGUCACCCUUUGGCCUUCUCUCUCUCUCGAUUCCUCUCGUCGGUGGCUCUGGUCAUCUACGCGACGCAUCCCUCGGAGGCUCUCAUUGGCGACCUAUCUGUCGUCGGCGAUCUAUCUGAUGGUGUCUCUCCUCGACAGACCUCUCUCUCUCUCUGCGGCUCUCCGAAAAUCAAAAGGUGGCUCUCCUCGACGGUGACGGAGUACUCUCUCGGUGGUUCUCCUGAAAUCGAAAGGGAUCAAAGACUUGAGGAAGGAUCAUCGAAGAGAGGAGUACGCAGAAAUACAGAGAAAAGAGAUGGUACAAACGAAAGUACAGAUACGAAAGAUGGGAGAUACAUGCAUGAUCAAAAGCCAAGUAAACAUGUAUCAACGACAAUAUACAGCCAUAGCUAGACGUUGCGAAAAUGAAUAAAAAAAAAAAGAAAUGUGUACAUGUAUACUGUGACAAAAAGUAUGUACAUUGCAAGGUUUGAAUAGUUCGUUUAACUAGAGUUAUGUAUUUACAUUUUUAGUCUAGGAUAAAAUGUAGAGUUAUGUAUUUAUACAGUAGUACAAGUAGGGUAAACUGUAGAGUUAUGUAUUUACAUAUAUCCUUUUAGUCGAAGAUAUUUCCUUAACACAGUGACCGUAACGGUUUUACAGUUGCCAAAAAGAAGAAGGUUUAUCGUAUGACGUUACUCUGUAACAUCUGAAUUCUGAAUAUCUGAUGGGUUUAUUAUGUAUUCUUUCAUCUGA